This is a messenger RNA of Lasiosphaeria miniovina, 2238 nucleotides long. RefSeq lists its product as uncharacterized. Gene Ontology annotation, biological process: fungal-type cell wall biogenesis; transmembrane transport. Lineage: Eukaryota; Fungi; Ascomycota; Sordariomycetes; Sordariales; Lasiosphaeriaceae. The record is from RefSeq and is a predicted model, not a curated record. The transcript has 3 exons. Bases 1 to 2238 code for a protein of 745 amino acids. Gene Ontology annotation, cellular component: membrane.
AUGCGUAUUCCACCGAGCCCGCUCCUCGCCUUCGCGUCCCUCGUCGCCCUCGUACUCCCUGCCAGCGCCGAAAAUGUGCUCCGGUCGAGCUCCCUGGCGGCGUGCCAGGCGAAUUCCGGCUUCACGGCCAGCCUGUUCGAUGUCAUCUUCACGCCCAACAACAACACGGUCGCCAUCAACAUGAUCGCGACGUCGUCUAUCGAGGGCCACGUCAUCUUCGACAUCCGCAUCUCUGCCUACGGCUACGAGUUCAUGCACACUACAAUGGAUCCCUGCAAAUCGAACCUCCCUGGGUUGUGUCCCAUGACGGCCGGCGACAUGUCGAACCCCUUCAUCCUCCCCGUCACCCCGUCGGCAGCCAACUCGAUCCCCGGCAUCGCCUAUUCCUUUCCCGACCUGGACGCCACAGUCAGAAUCCUCGUCAACAUGACGGAUGGCGACCAGGCAGGGCAGAGCAUCGCUUGCGUCGAGGCAAAUAUUUCCAACGGAAAGACAGUUGACCUUAUUGGUGUGAAAUGGGCCGCUGCAGCAGUAGCGGGCCUCGCCCUCAUUGCCUCGGCCGUGGUGUCGGGGCUGGGCUUCUCUAAUGCGGCUUCCCACGUGGCGGCCAACACGCUGUCCCUGUUUGGCUACUUCCAGGCCCAAGCCAUGAUCGGGCUCUGUGGCGUGCCUCUCCCACCCGUUGUAGCCUCGUGGACUCAGGACUUCCAGUGGAGCAUGGGAAUCAUCAAGGUCGACUUCAUCCAGGACAUUUUGACAUGGUAUCAGCGCUCAACCGGCGGCACGCCCUCGACGAUCCUCGACUCGAUUCAAAACGUGUCGGUGCAGGUCGAGAAGGUGAAGCGCGCCUUGCCGAUGCUCAAGCCCGGCCUCAGCCUCUUCCGCCGUGCCGCGGCGCUGUUGCCCAACCCGAUAGUGACGCAGGUGACUACCCUCGCCAAGCGUGCCAACGUGCAGACCUUCUUUGGCAGCUACAUCGUCUAUGGGAUCCAGAGAGUCGCUUUCCGCGCUGCAAUCGAGUCUACGAACCUGUUCAUGACGGGCCUGACUUUCUUCUACAUCUUUGUGGUCCUGGCAGCCCUUUGUGUCUCCCUCUUCAAAGGCUUCUGCGAGCUUUCUGCAAAGCUUGGGUGGAUCAAGAGCGACACCUUUGCUGACUUUCGAAACGGUUGGCUUACUGUGCUCAAGGGGGUCCUCUUCCGAGUGACGCUUAUUGGCUACCCGCAGAUGGUGAUCCUCUGCCUCUGGGAGUUCACACAGAUAGAUUCGCCCGCCGAAGUCGUCCUGGCCGUCUUCUUCUUCUUUGGAAUGACGGGUGUCCUCGCCUUCAGCGCGUUCAAGGUCAUGCGGCUGGCCCGCCGUUCAGUCGCUCUCCAUCAGAACCCUGGCUACAUCCUCUUCUCCGACCCGCAAGCCCUCAACAAGUGGGGGUUCUUGUACGUGCAGUUCCGCGCCUCGGCAUAUUACUUCAUCAUACCGAUUCUUGGAUAUACGCUCGUCAAAGGCAUGUUCAUCGCCCUGGCCCAGGCCCACGGAUCUGUCCAGGCGGUGGCCUUUAUCAUCAUCGAGGUCGCGGCGCUUAUUGCGGCCAGCGUUCUCCGUCCGUGGAUGGACAAGAGCACGAACUCGUUCAAUAUCGCCAUCUGCGCGAUGAACUUUGUCAAUGCCAUCUUCCUGUUCGUCUUUACCGAUGUCCUAGGCCUCCCGCCGUUGGUUAUCGGCGUGGUUGGCGUUGUCCUGUGGAUCGCGAACGCCGCUUUCUCGCUGAUCCUGCUCCUCAUGCUCAUCGUCACGACGACCUUGGUUCUGUUCCACAACAACCCGGACACGCGCUACCAGUUCAUGAACGAUGACCGCACGUCGUUCAUGAAGUCGCAGACCCACUUCCACACCAACCCGGAGCUCGACGCGCUAGGCGCCACGGCGCGCGCCUCGGGCAAGUGGCAGAAGCCGGCUCUCGACCUCGACGACGACGGCUCCAGCAUGUCCGGCCCCGCCAACAUGCCCCUGCCCGCGUCCGGCUCCAACUCGGCCAGGAAUUCGUUGUAUUCCAACUCGGACGCCCACGCAAUCCGCCCCCAGUCCCAUGGUGCCGCGGUCCGCCCACGCCCAAGCAGCACGUUCCGCGCGCCAAGCCCCUUCACUUCGUCCAGGGAGCCCAGCCCCUUUGCUGGGUCUUCGUCGUCUGGCGGCCACCAGUCGCAGACGCAGAGGGCUAAUCACACGAGCGCGACGUAA